GGUUGGUCCACCAUUGAACACUCACGGGUUCAUUCCAUCUAUAAUGUCUUAAUACCAUCAAUUAAGUAUUGCACUUAGCAUUGUCACAUAGCUUCCCAUCUAAGAUUAUCUAGCUAAAAAUAUUGUAACCAAUCUAAAUUAAACUAAAAAUAUCUUUAAAAUCGAUUCAAACUGAUAUAUACAUACACUAGCAGCUAAUUUUGUAGAAGCGUUUGUUUCCAAUAUUCCACAUGGAUCCAAUUGGUUUUUUCCUUCUUCUGACAUCUCUGUUACUCAGUUACCCCUUUGUUCUCAUUGCUCAAAAUCCGUCUAAUACAACAACUAUCAGUGUUGUAGGAGUUGUUUAUUGUGAUACAUGCUCAACUGGAACUUUCUCCAAACACAGUUACUUCUUGUCAGGUGUUGAGGUUCAUAUAGAGUGCAGAUUUAGAGCGAGCUCACCAAGAAGCAACGAACAGAUAAGCUUCUCAGGGAACCGAACAACAGACAGAAAUGGAGCAUACAAGUUAGAUAUACCAUCAGUUGAUGGAGAUAACUGUAAAAGUUCUAUGGAUGGUGGUAAUUCAGAGAUUGUAACUCUAUGUGAAGCAAGUUUGAUAGGAACCUCUUCAUCUUCUUAUUCUUGCAAUGUUCCUUUCUUAAAGAGCACAAGAAGUAGUGAAAUAUUAAAACGGGAUAAUAACCUAUGUGUAUACAGCUUGGGAAGUCUAAGUUACAAGCCACCUAUAAUCAAUACUCCCUUAUGCUCAAAUUAGCUUCUUUCCAGAGGUAUUGUCUAAAUGAGUGUGUAUUUAUAAAUUACGUGUCGGUCGUAACUUCAAUUUGAAGUAAUGUGAGAUUUUUUAGUGUGCCAAAGCAAAAUUUGUCAAAGUUCAUUUUAGCACCUCCCUUUAUUUCUUUCCAUGAAUGUCUUCCAUUCAAGUUAGGGAUAGAAGGCCACCUUCAUUCACCCCCUUUUAUUUUAGGGGACUCCCUACAGAGCCAAAAACCACACAUUCUCAUCUCUAAACUAUCCUUUCUUCAUUUUUUUUUUACUUUUCAGAUAAUUAUUUAAUAUUUAUAUAUGGAAAUACCUAGUUAGCUAGCAAUUGUGUAAAAUAUACGUCCCAUUUUAUAAAUUUUAUUUAUCAUUUCUAUUAUGUAAUGUAAGUGUAAUUCAUGUAUUUAUUUUAUAUGUGAAUGUUAAUAAAACAACACCCUUUUGUAUGUUGA
This is a messenger RNA of Lathyrus oleraceus (garden pea), 1212 nucleotides long. Its product is annotated as olee1-like protein. Bases 231 to 755 code for a protein of 174 amino acids. Lineage: Eukaryota; Viridiplantae; Streptophyta; Magnoliopsida; Fabales; Fabaceae. The record is from RefSeq and is a predicted model, not a curated record. The transcript has 2 exons.